AGUUGAAUAGUUGUCUUAUUAUGGCCUUAUGAAGCUGUGGCGAUGGUGGGGUAAUAAUAGUAACAUCUCAUCACAACUACCAUCUGAUGAUGAUGAAGAGAUGGUCUAUCAUUCACUGGGAGGAGGGGCAUAUUACAGUGCAUGUAGUCUGGAAGAAGAGCUCGACCAGUACCGACCUCUACCAUCUCAAAUUAUGAAAGAACCGAAUAAGAGAUACAGCGUGGACCAAAGUGAAGGGUUAUCAUCAUUGGACUCAUUAUUCAUUACUACAACACCUGUGGUCGAUAGCCGAAGCCGAAGGUCCCGGUAUAACUCCACGAUAUCUGAUGUAUCAUCAAGUGCUAGAUGGAGGAAUAAGAGGAUAAUACCAUGGCAUGUUGGCGGAAAGAGGAUUCGCCUCAGCCGCCGUAUGAAGAUCGCCUUGUCCUGUCUCGUUGUCUGCUCUAUAGUGUUCAUCAUCAUUUAUGAGCUCUUCGACGUCUUGCCGUGGAAACUCAUCAGCAUACCUUUAGUCAGUGUUGUAUUCACCUGGUUUCAUAUCUGGCUCGCACUGCAGAUGUGCUUCUUUCCCAUAGACUAUUAUGGAUAUGAUAUUACAGGUCAUCAUCAGGGUAUUGGAUGGCAGGGUAUAGUACCCCGUAAGGCGGAUAAGAUGGCCGCUACUGCAUGCGAUCUCAUGGUCGACAGGCUUAUCUAUGUGAGGGAAAUUGUCGAGAGAAUUGACGCCACUGAUCUGUAUCGAUAUCUAUCAUCAACUGGAAUACUAAGAAGUGUUCAACAAGAAGUUAAUCGAAGAAUCGGGAAUAGAUGGUUUGCUGGAGUUUGGUCAUCCCUUCCUGGAGCAGUUAAGGAGGAGCUUUUGGAGAAGUCAUUAGAAUUGUCCGAGGAUAGCUUACAGUCUAUGGUGGCUGAAGCUAAGAAGUCUUUAAUGGAUAAGGAUCUCUUUGAUGUUAGGGAUCUGAUUAUACGAUGUUUCGUGGACGAUAGAAGGAUGCUGUCGGAGUUCUUCAUUAAGAUAGGCAAGAAGGAACUCCACUUCCUCGAAUUCAUGGGUGCUGUGAUGGGAUUAUUCUGUGGACUGGCACAACUUGCAUUGUACAUGGGUAUGUCGGCCGAAUACCGUGGCCAAGAGCAGGAUGACUCAGCAUAUAGUUGGCUAUUGUUCCCUCUUACUGGUCUUGUUAUUGGCCUCUUCACCAAUUGGGUUGCAUUACAGCUCAUAUUCCGUCCGGUAGAGCCACAUAUGGUAAAGGUGCCCUGUAGAGGACACAGCAUUAAGGUUCAAGGUCUCUUCUUAAGACGCCAACCUGAGGUCUCGAGAGUCUAUAGCUCUCUUGUGUCUGAUAGUAUCCUCAAUUGCAAUAGGUUUGUAGCGUAUUUGCAGACAACUAAAGGUUGGGAUAGGAUUCUAGAAGCAUUUAAGGAGACUAUCAACAACACUAUGGAUGGGAUCAUCUCUACCCCAGCAGCUAUCGCUAUUAAAAUAGCUGGCAAAGAGGGCUCGUAUGAGAGAUUCAAGAAUGAUGUAGCUCAUGAACUGAAGGUAGAGUUAAGUCAUACACACUAUGUGGACAUGUAUGAGAGGUUGGGAAUAAGAGACCUGAUGGCUCAGCGUCUCGCAGCGAUGCCUGCUAAAGACUUCGAGAGGAUGCUGCAUCCAGUGUUUCAAGAAGAUGAAGGGACUCUUGUCAUUCUAGGUGGUGUCCUAGGCGCUGCUGUUGGUUGUCUACAAGUGUGGAUAUUCGGACUAUAA
Perkinsus marinus ATCC 50983 is the source of this 1753-nucleotide messenger RNA. RefSeq lists its product as hypothetical. The record is from RefSeq and is a predicted model, not a curated record. The coding region runs from base 29 to 1753 and encodes 574 amino acids. The transcript is spliced from 13 exons. NCBI's taxonomy places the organism in Eukaryota, Perkinsozoa, Perkinsida, Perkinsidae.